Molecule: messenger RNA, 3826 nt
Organism: Syzygium oleosum
Lineage: Eukaryota; Viridiplantae; Streptophyta; Magnoliopsida; Myrtales; Myrtaceae
Product: subtilisin-like serine-protease S
Exons: 9
Coding region: 1700-3706 (668 amino acids)
Biological process (GO): proteolysis
Molecular function (GO): serine-type endopeptidase activity
Source: RefSeq, a predicted model, not a curated record
AUCGAAUAUCAUACUAAUGUGACAAGAAAGAAUUCUAUUGCUGUUUCAAGAGAAAAACAUAAAAUUUUACCUCUGCCGUCGAGUCUAGGGAAUGUACUUAUGCGGAUUUAAACAUAUAUCCGCCAUAUUUUCACUUAAACAAUUUGAUUGAUUUGUUCGCCAUGUUCUGCUUUUGUUUAAAGUCUCUUUCCCCUCAACACGCUCUUGCAUUUAACCUAUAAAGAGGAAAAAAGAAUACCACUGAAAUGAGUCCAUAUGAACAGAGGAAACCCAUAGAUAGAGAAUUACAUCAUAUGUCAUGCUCGUUUUUGGCUCAUUUGAACCGAUCUACAAAGGAAAGAACCUAUCAAACCUCAACUUUUUUCUAAUGCAUAAACUUGACAGGAUCUCUACAUUUCUUUCUUGGACAAAUGUAGCUUCAGUUUCUAUCCCCCUUGAGGAUUCGAAUAUGUCCUCCGGCUUUGACACCUUCAACCCAGUUGUAGACAAUGCACCCAACAGUACAGUCCAAACUAAUGGGGAGCAUGGUUCCAAAGCACUACAGAUGAACCGGCAAAAGAAAUUCCUUCAAGAAUCUGACGAACACUUUUUAUCACACAGAAAUCUAUCUUUUGCACAUCAGUCCACAUGGUAAGAUGUCAAGGAAAGUCAAUGUCUAGCCGGCGUUGCUUAUUAUUAUACACAUUUCAGGUAGCUUCUCGGGCUAUAAGAAGCAGCAUGUCAUUUGCACCGGUGAGCAUCCUCCGAUUUCACACUUUUUCAAUCCAUCGUAUUGUAGCUUUACCUGAUUAUCAUGAGACUUGCUACAUUUAUCUCUCUCCUCUUCUUAGUCGGACUAGCUUUGGUGCACUCAGCCACCACAAAUGCCAAGGUAUACAUUUCGUUUUUGAGAGAGAGAGAGAGAGAGAGAGAGAGAGAGAGAGAGAGAGAGAUUUGUCUUGUACAUCUAAAUUCAUAGUUAUGAAAGAUUAUGUGUCGGGUUGAAUAAUCGAACCGUGCUGUUCGUAUUGUCCACUAAAUGCAUCAGUAAUUGUUUUUUUGAGGGGGUGCAAAAAUUGGAGUUUUCAUUUAUCACAACACUACUCUUUCCUUUCGACUUUAGACAUUAACCGCUAAGAAUGACAACCUCACUUCAGUCACUCGUUAAACCGCUUCAAUGAUGAACUACGAUUCUCCUAACCUGGUCUAGUGACUAAUUUCAUUGUUUUCUUUGUGCUCGGCUCGUAUGGGUGAAGGUGGGAUAAAGUUUAGAAUUGUCCUCUUCAUCAAACUUAGCAAAGCUCAUCAUGUUCUUCCUGUCUUUUCUCAUUGUUUUUAAACUUUGCAGCAUUACAUAGUUUACAUGGGGAGGCACUCCUAUCCUGAUCCAGAAUCUGUGAUCACAGCCAACCACAAGUUACUUGCAUCAGUGUCGGCAAGUCUUGAUGAAGCACGGGAGGCGGCAAUUCACCACUACAGCAAAAGCUUUAGAGGCUUCUCAGCCAUGCUUACAGCAGAACAAGCCCAACAACUUUCCGGUAAUAAAAUGCAUGUCCAACUAUCCAUAUGCAUCUGUUCAAGUUCACAUAUUUUGGUUUCUACCUCAAAUUGAUAACAAUUGCAUGAUUCGGGCACAUUAUAUAAAUUGUCCAAAGUAAGCUAACUGUUGUGCAUUAGGAGUAGUUGGGCUUAAUAUUUCUUUUUGAGUUGUGUUACAGAGAUGGAUUCUGUCAUCUCUGUGUUUGAGAGCCAGAUGAACAAAGUCCACACAACACAUUCAUGGGAUUUUCUAGGGGUAAACUCGCUUUACCAGUAUAAUCAACAGGGAACAGAAGCUAGUUCUGAUGUUAUCGUUGGUGUCAUUGACUCUGGGAUUUGGCCUGAAUCAGAGAGCUUUAGGGAUAAAGGCUUAGGUCUUGUUCCUGAAAAGUUCAAGGGACAAUGCAUCCUUGGAGAAAAUUUCACAUUGUCCUACUGCAACAGAAAGAUCGUAGGUGCCCGGUUCUACUUCAAAGGGUUUGAAGCAGAAAAUGGCCCUCUAGAAUCUUUCAACUUACCCUUCUUCAGGUCAGCCCGAGAUGCCGAUGGCCACGGGAGCCACACCGCAUCGACGAUUGCGGGAUCUGUGGUUCCAAAUGCCAGCUUAUUCGGGAUAGCCCAAGGCACUGCUCGGGGAGGGGCCCCAGGUGCAAGACUAGCCAUUUACAAGGCCUGUUGGUUUGGUCAAUGCAAUGAUGCAGAUAUCCUUGCCGCAAUGGAUGAUGCGAUAGACGACGGUGUUGACAUGCUAUCUCUCUCACUGGGUCCGACCCCUCCCCAACCAAUCUAUUUCGAGAAUUCCAUCUCGAUAGGAGCAUUCCAUGCAUUUAGGAGAGGGAUUGUCAUCUUGGCAUCUGCAGGAAACGCAUUUUUCCCAGGGACUGCUGUUAAUGUGGCUCCUUGGAUACUUACUGUAGCCGCUAGUUCCAUUGAUAGACAAUUUAGUUCGAAUAUAUAUCUCGGAAACUCAAAAGUUUUGAAGGGCUAUUCUUUGAAUCCUCUCAAGAUGGAAGCUUCGUAUGGGCUAAUAGCCGGGAGUGAAGCAGCUGCUAAAGGAGUUCCAGCCAAAAAUGCCAGCUUCUGCAAGAACAACACUUUGGAUCCUACCUUAGUGAAGGGAAGGAUUGUCCUGUGCAUGGUUGAGGUGUUGCUUCGUGAUGAUCGUAGAGAGAAGGCCUUUUCUGUGAGAGAUGCCGGCGGUGUGGGAAUCAUCCUUGUCGACCCAGUUGGGCAAGAUGUUGGUUUUCAAUUUGCAAUCCCAGGUGCUGUAAUUGGUCAGGCAGAAGCCAAAGAGCUUCAAUCCUACAUGGCAAUAGAAAAGUAUCCAACAGCUAACAUUGCACCAACAGUGACUGCCUUCAACACAGAGCCAGCACCAGCAAUGACGAUGUUUUCUUCCAUGGGACCAAACAUCAUAACUCCUGAUAUUAUCAAACCGGAUAUUACAGCACCUGGUGCGAAGAUUUUGGCUGCCUGGUCUCCGUUGGCGACUGAAAGCACGUCGGGUCGCCCUGUCAACUACAAUAUACUAUCAGGGACCUCUAUGUCUUGCCCCCAUACGGCCGCGGUUGCUGCGAUUCUGAAAUCUUACUAUCCUUCUUGGAGUCCAGCUGCUAUCAAGUCUGCCAUUAUGACCACAGCUACUGUCAUGGACAAUAGCCGAAACCCAAUCAGACGGCAUCCAAACGGCACACAGGCGUUGCCUUUUGACUAUGGAUCCGGACACAUAAACCCCGUUGCCGCAUUGAACCCAGGACUUAUCUACGAUUUCAAUUCUGACGACGUUAUAAAUUUCCUAUGCAGCAUUGGGGCAAGCCCUGCACAACUCAAGAACCUAACAGGAGAUCUAAUUUCCUGCAAGAACCCACUGACAUCGUCCUAUGACUUCAAUUACCCUUCAAUUGGGGUAUCCAACAUGAAAGGGAGCACAUCUGUUCACCGGACCGUCACUUAUUACGGACAAGGCCCAACAGUUUAUACUGCGGUCAUAAACUAUCCGCAGGGAGUUAGAGUUGCAGUGUAUCCUGCUCAGCUCAGGUUUACUCAGGCAGGGCAAAAAAUGUCCUUCAGGAUUGAUUUCAGUCCUUAUAAAAGCAGUAAUGGGAGCUUUGUGUUCGGAUCACUGACAUGGAGCAACGGUAUUCACAUUGUGAGGAGUCCUAUUGGUCUUAAUGUGAUUUCUAUGUAGAAUUAUCACUCCUUUGUAUUGUAAUCAAGUAUCAACUAGCUAUCUGAUUUAAAAUCCACGUUGGUACUGUAUCUGAUAUUGCUCAAAAUGUUAAACUCAUAAUUAUGAGUUUUUCACUUA